This is a messenger RNA of Danio aesculapii, 1399 nucleotides long. It is a transcript of the gene ctdspla, whose product is annotated as CTD (carboxy-terminal domain, RNA polymerase II, polypeptide A) small phosphatase-like a. The record is from RefSeq and is a predicted model, not a curated record. Lineage: Eukaryota; Metazoa; Chordata; Actinopteri; Cypriniformes; Danionidae. Gene Ontology annotation, molecular function: RNA polymerase II CTD heptapeptide repeat phosphatase activity.
ACACACACACACACACACACACACUCGGGGAGAGAGAAAGAGCGGCUGCAGAUCAGACUCUUUGUUAUUACACACUGUCACUGAUCUCCAUAGACCUUACAGGACAUGAAGGCUGAAAUGUUACUGGUUUCUGCAGUCUGACAGGAGGAUCUGCUGUUUGUGCGGUGUGUGUGCGUGUGUGCGUGUAUGUGUGUUUAUUUGGAUGCGGUGCUGGAGGAUCGUGUGCGGUGAAUGCAUGUAUGGUGCGUCUGCCAUCUGGACUCACACCGCUAGCUCGCUAGCAUCAGGCUAGCCGAAAAUUAUCAAAACAUAAGUGACCGAGGAGGAAUAAAAUCCCGUUUCCAUGGACAACACGUCCAUCAUUACCCAGGUAGCAAAUCCAAAGGAGGAAGAGAUCCUUUCUUCUUGCCAAGAAAAAGUCUCCCAGUCCAACAGCAGUUUAAAGAAACACAGGAACCGAAGUAUCUUUAGUCCCUUCUUCUGCUGUUUCCGGGACUAUAAUGCAGAGCCACCAGCCACCAACAACAAGACCUGCUCGCUCCCUCCACCUGCCGAGGAGAACAGCAGCCCUCCAAAGUGUGAUCAGGUCCAGGUCAUUCCUAUUCCCAGUCCUCCAGCCAAAUACAUCUUGCCUGAGGUCAGCAUUAAUGAUUACGGCAAGAACUGUGUGGUCAUUGACCUGGACGAGACCCUUGUGCACAGCUCCUUCAAGCCCAUCAGCAACGCAGAUUUUAUAGUCCCUGUGGAGAUCGACGGAACAGUUCAUCAGGUGUACGUGCAAAGACCUCAUGUGGACGAGUUUCUGCAGAAAAUGGGCGAACUGUUUGAAUGUGUUCUUUUUACAGCCAGCCUGGCUAAGUACGCUGACCCUGUAGCAGACCUGCUGGACCAGUGGGGGGUGUUCAGGGCUCGGCUCUUCAGGGAAUCCUGUGUGUUCCACCGGGGAAACUACGUCAAAGACCUCAGCCGACUGGGCCGAGAGCUCAACAAGGUCAUCAUUGUGGACAACUCACCUGCCUCCUACAUCUUCCACCCAGAGAACGCUGUGCCAGUUCAGUCGUGGUUUGAUGACAUGACAGACACAGAGCUCCUGGAUUUACUGCCACUGUUUGAAGGCCUGAGUCGAGAGACGGACGUUUACAGUGUGUUACAGAGCCUGAGGGCCAGGUAGCACACGAGCCCAACACUGCCUCCAAAACACAACCCUCCAUCCAUCAUCCAUCCGUCCGUCCAUUCAGCUCUGGCCUUCAGAGGAUGCCAUUCAUCCAACCAACAACUCUAGAUCCUCAAUGGACCAACGGCCUACAAUAAUCCUUGGCAAGCAAAUACACAUCUGAGUUCACCUUUUGACGCACAAUGAAAAUAAAUAAAACAAAGCGUCUUCUUUUUUUUUUUUUUU